GGAACAGGAAGCACGUGUGUGACCAUAGGUCGGUCCCAUGCGUUGCUGUUGUUUGCUGCUCCAUUCAUUUAUCAAACAGCAACUUUAGCAGCACGUUUCACUGCCUUAUUCUGCGACGUCUCUGUGUUGGUUUGCUUUUUAAAGUACAACCAGUCACUUCUUAAAAGCUCACACAAAGGCACUCAAACGGUGACGGUAGUUACGGCGGCGACGAAAGAAGCGCGCCGAAGUUAUUUACCGAGCCACAAGUCGAGAGCAACCUCUGAAUGAACAGCGCAGUGGAGUCAAACAUGGUGAAGGAAAACCCCUGGAACAUUCCCCCCAACGCCCCCACCUGCAUGGAGAAACAUCUGUGCGCAGCGCAAUACAAAGCAGAUGGCAGUCUGAUGCUCGGUGCCUCCAGCCUCACUGGCAGGAGCUGGCAGGGAUCAGUGUGGAUCUACAGUGACCCUGAGCAGGCCCCGAGUGAGGGAUUCUGCAAAGCUGGUGUGCAAACUGAGGCUGGCAUUACCGAUGCCAAAUGGGUGACAGAGAAGGGUGUUGCUGUUGCAUCAGACUCAGGUGCCCUGGAGCUCUGGGAACUGGCAGAGGACGAGGCCCUGCUCGUGAACCGCUUCACCAAGCAGGAGCACGACGACAUCGCCACCACAGUGAGCCCCAUAACUGGAGGGAGCGGUGCCGUCACUGGUAGCAUGGACUGCAGAAUCAAAGUAUGGGAUCUCAGCCAGGAGACGGUUCUCACUACCUACGGUGCGCACACACAGCCGGUCGUAUGCGUUGCCUGCAGUCCCACAGACGAGGCUCUCUUCAUCUCCUGUGGUCAAGAUGGCCGUGUGCUGCUGUGGGACAAGAGGAAGCCAAACAAACCAGCAUCAAGGAUAGGUGUGGAGGCUCCCACCUGCUCGGCUACAACCGUAGCUUGGCACCCCCACCACAGAAGCACCAUUGCAAUUGGCGAUGAGCUGGGUAGAGUGAGUGUGAAGGAUUUCCUGGGAACAGAGGUCGCCCGGGUGGAGAGCGUUCACAGCCACAGAGUCAGUGCGCUUGCCUUCUCCACACAUAGUGCUCCGUUGCUCGCUACAGUCAGUGAUGACUGCUCUGUUGCCGUUUUGAACUCUGAACUCCAUGAAAUAAUGAGAGAUCGGCGACACCAGGACUACGUCAGAGGUGUUUGCUGGCGCCACGGUGGCUCCAACACUCUCACGACUGUAGGCUGGGAUCACCUUGUUCUUCACCAUACAGUGAGUGCGGCUUCUGGAGCUCCCAACUCGUCCUCUUAGACCCACACACAGAUGGCCACUUGGUGUGGCUAUUUCUGUGGCAUGUAUAUUAAAAAGAAAAAAGAAAAAAAAUCAGUGAGAAGAGGUGGAUUGAAGUGUUACAGUGUCAUUCAUAGCUUCAUGUGUGCAGUUAUUUGGGCCUGAUAGACAUCUCUUGCGCUCUCUCUCUCGCUCUUUCUGUCUCCACUUUCAUAUUAAAGGUAAUUUAAUGUUGCGAUAAGCAUUUGGACAUCUGGUUUUUGUAUCAUGGACUCUUGAAAGAACUGGGGAAGAGAAGGAGAGGACAGUGUGUUAUAUACUCGACGGCUCAGACGUUAACAAGGUUACACAUGUGAUUUGCAUAUUCAGUGGCAGGUAAAAUGUCACUGAGCAGCUGCUAUGUCACACUGUUGACCAGAUUCCAUAAUAAGUAAUCUAAUGCAUUUUCACAUAGCACUGACGCAAUGCAUUGAGUGACUCCUAAGGAAACCAAUGUCCUUGAUCGUCUACUGAAAUGAUUGGAAGACGGACAGUGAGGACCACAGUGUUGAAGACAUUUGUUGCCGUCCGAAAGAAAACAUGGUCAAACAUGAGAUCUGACCAAAAAUCCUCACAGGAAUUGGCUCGUAAAAGCUCAGUAGAAGGUCAGCAUAUUUGCUGCCACUGGUUCACAGCAGCUUUACUGAUUACACUGGACAUGAAAUAUUACAUUAUUGCGAUUGUAGUUUCAAUCCCAUUAAAAGUACAUUACUACUUGGAGGGAAAAAAAAAAACAAUGACCCUUAUUUUGAUGUAGUCACAGGAAGUGCAAUAAUUAGUGCUUCAGCCAUUUACCACCAACAAAUGUCCCAGUUUCUUCCUGCUCUGUCUUUUCAUCUUGGAUGUGGAUGUUUUUAUUACGGACGGUUAUUAUGUAGAGCUUUGAUUGAUUUCAGUUUGUUUGUUUGCACCAUUCUAGCUUCUUUUUUUUCCCCCUCCACUCUUAAAAAUAAAAAAUGUAAUGUCAUAUUAGGAAUUGUGAAUUAGACUUUAACGUCUACCUGAAGAUUAAAACAUUCAUGUCUUGUCA
Messenger RNA from Solea senegalensis (Senegalese sole), 2328 nucleotides. RefSeq names its product methylosome protein 50-like. NCBI's taxonomy places the organism in Eukaryota, Metazoa, Chordata, Actinopteri, Pleuronectiformes, Soleidae. The transcript is spliced from 10 exons. Gene Ontology annotation, biological process: oocyte axis specification. Gene Ontology annotation, molecular function: protein binding. Gene Ontology annotation, cellular component: methylosome. The record is from RefSeq and is a predicted model, not a curated record. Bases 267 to 1280 code for a protein of 337 amino acids.